UGCCUAAGGUGGGAAAACUUGUUUUUUUUAAAGUUAAUGUGGUGUGUUCAGGAAGGUAAUCAGAAAAUGUUAAGCGGUACCGCCUCAUGUAUAGAUUUAUGUGUGUUUUUUAUAUUUGUGGUUUCUUGUAGGGUGAGAGGUUGUGUUUGAAGUUGUGGGCACCCCUGCACUGCACUGCACUGAUACACACACGAUCCCUCCUAUGAUACAGUGUGGGGACUAUGUUUUGGGACGUGUCCACACGGGGCGCUAGUUGCUCAGACAUGAGCCGGCUGGUGAGGUAGAUCUUCGGGGUGUAGAUCCGCGCCGCACCGCUCUCCUCCUCCUCCUCUAGCCGCUGUGUUUCUGUGUGGGGCGUACAGCUCGGCAGCGUCGCGUCUACCUACCAGCUCCAGGAAUGGACUGACUUUCUAGCUUCACCACCACAGACAAAUCCACUGUUUCUCCACCGCUCUUCGGUGUUCAAGGGACAAACGAGUUUAACUCAAGCCUGGGCUCUUUCUUUCUUUCUUUUUUUAAAGUUGAUUUGUCAUUUUUUUUAGGCGACAACGCAGAUUUAUUUUUUUUCUCCCCCCCUUCUCACUCGCGAGACUUAUUUGUAGCCGUUGGACGAGACGGGAUUCAACUUAAACGAACCCGCAGACAUUUUGUUAUUUCAGUUUUUUCUCCUCCUCUCUCUCUCUUCUUACUUUUUUUUCUCACCAGUGUAGUCGCAGCUGGUUUGAAGAAGAGAGGAAAAGGACCACCACAAGGCGAAGGAAAGAAACCAUUACCCCCACCGUCCGCUUGCCUGCCUGCCGCUCUCUCUCUCUCUCUCCCCCGCUCUUAGCUACAUCCACCGCCGUGUCCUCCUCACGUUAUUAAUUCACGCCGCCGCUGCCGCUUGUGCGUCGAGGCGGAAAGCUUCUUCUUCGCCACAGCGAUGGAUCAUUUUUGACUGACAAGCUUUUGAAGAAUUAGCUAGCUUUUUUUUUUUUAUAGCGCCGAUGGUGGCUUCCUGUUCGCGGACGCAGUGAAAUACCGGGACAGGUAACAGCUGAAUGAUCUUGUGUCGACACAAGACAAGACACCGACUGUUUCACGUCGCUAACGGCGGAAAAGUGUUACUCACGUUCGGCUUCAGGGGGAGGGGGGGUCCCGCUAGCUACCGUUAGCUAGUCAUCCGUGCUAACGCUGGACAGCUCCCGUUAAAGGCUGGGCUAGCUUUGGACAAAGGACCAACGCAAGGAGAAAUAUAAACACGGGGCACUCGGUUGGUCGUGUUUGGGGGGAAAAGACGGCAACAAACAAGGAAUUGACAUGAUGUUUCCACAAUCAAGACACUCAGCUUCAUCGCAGCAGCUGAAAUUCACAACCUCUGACUCCUGUGACAGGAUCAAGGAUGAGUUCCAGUUCCUCCAAGCACAAUACCACAGUUUGAAGCUUGAGUGUGACAAGUUGGCCAGUGAGAAGUCAGAGAUGCAGCGCCAUUAUAUCAUGUACUACGAGAUGUCCUAUGGGCUCAAUAUUGAGAUGCACAAACAGGCUGAGAUCGUGAAGAGAUUGAACGGGAUCUGCGCCCAAGUCCUCCCCUACCUGUCUCAGGAGCACCAGCAGCAGGUCCUGGCGGCCAUAGAGAGGGCCAAGCAGGUCACCCCCCCAGAGAUGAACUCCAUCAUAAGGCAGCUCCAGGCUCACCAGCUGUCUCAGCUCCAGGGUCUGGCCCUGCCCAUGACCCCUCUGCCGUUGGGCCUGAGCCAGCCAACCCUCCCUGCCGUUACCACCUCCUCCGGUCUCUUCUCCCUCUCCUCCCUGCUGGCCUCCCAAGCCCAGCUGGCCAAGGAGGAGAAAGCGUCACGUGACGGAGUUGACAGCCACCGCGAGGAGGACGGAGACAAGUCCGAUUAGAUUGUGUCCCCAUUCAGCUCUGUUUUGAUCCAGAGCCCUGAAUCCCCAGAUCUGAGCCCCCUUUGGCCUACAGCCUCUCCCCUGGUCUCCCUCUCUCUGACCUUAGCUAACAUGGGCUUCAAUCCCAUCACCACAGUUCCAGCUACAGACCCCUAACCACCUCCCAUUAUUGGGAGAGCUUUGGCACCUGCUCCUCAUGUCAGAUUAGUCCAGAUCUCUUCAUAUUUACCCAUACUUGGAUUGUUUCUUUAUCUUUCCUUUCUGUGUCUUUUCUUCCAGACACAGCCUCUCCUUUUUGUAUGUGAUUAAGCUUCUGGGUUUUGUUGGGGUUUAUUUUUUUUUAUCAGGACUACUUUCUAUUUCUGUUCCUUCCUGCCUUCCUGUCGCUCUGCCUCUCAGUUUUUAUUCCUGUUUAGUUUCUGAUUUUUUAAACAUUUUUUCCCCCUCCAUGUCUCUCCUCCUCUCCUCUUGCCUCUGUUCCAAACAUGUCCUUGUUACACAGGACUGAUCUGCGAGACUGAACACACCGUACUGGAGGUGUAAAAACAGGCUAAAUGUUAAACACAGGGAUUCUUUGGCAAGCCGUAAAACUUGUCAGACACAACACAGGAUUCCUACAAACUUCACUUUCCUUAAGAGGUCUUACAGAGAUCAGUAGUGUCGAUAUUUUUUUGGCAGUUUACAUUGCAUGCGUUCAUUCCGAGCUAAAAGUUGGCUUUGAGUUUAAACUGUGGAUUUUUAUGGAUCAGAUCCGAUCAAGUGUUUAAAUAGUGCCAUCAUGCCAUAGUUAGAGACACACUCCCUGACCGAAAACUGCUUUUAGAGCAGAAUUGUUGUGAUGAGAAGACAUCUCCAGUUGACAAACUAGAGACUUUGUGUGUAAUCCUAAAUUUAUAUUGAAAAGGAAAAGCACCUUCUUAGAGCAAUCUUCAUGCUGAGAGCUGUCAAACUAGAUAACAAACCCACUUUAGUAACUAAUCCCCUCCUACUACUUACGAUCCCAGCCUGACCCUGUGAGAUACGUCAGAUAAAUCCACCCAGCACCUUAACUGAAAGGCAACAUUUUCAUUAGUAGUUAAAUGAACAGAGAUGGCACUUGACUCCUGCACCCUCCCACCACCUUUUUCUUCUUAAAUAUGCACUAAUAAUAGAGCAGGCACAGGGGGGGAGAGAGUGUGCAUGUUGUGCGUUUGACAGCAGAGGGCAGUGUGUGUCUUUGAGCAGUCCUCACCGCUGCGUUCAGGCCCGAGCAAAACAAGGACAGGACAAUGACAGAGUACAGGCUGUGUCAAAGGGGAAUGACUUAUUUAUCCGCUCUCUGUGUACAAAGUUAAUAUGCAGAGGCUAGACUGGUGACAUUAAUCUCUGCAUGCGGUCAGUCCCGGUCUCUCUCGUGAUCCAGUUCUUGAGAAAUAGUCUUUGGUCUAUUUUAAAGAACGUCUUAGCGUGUAACUGUAACACACAACCGGACCCGUGCUUUUGAUCCGUCUGUACAUUCAGAUUUAAAUACUGUACAUUUUGAUUCACUGUACAUAUACAGGUCUGUCACAACACCACAUUAUACAGAUGAUUGAACACCUACCUAAAUCAGUGCAGAUCACAUAGCUGAAGCACAAGCAUCCUCCACAGCUGCUCUGAUGAGUAAUAAAACCAAACUCCCUCUCAGCCUCACAAGGCCCCGCACACCUACUUAGCUGUUUUCAAUUAUCUUGUUCGAUUAGGCCUCUAGUCAGGUGGAAGUUGGAGAAGCGAUGCUGGAAGUAUUGCGGCGUCACAAAACUCUGACUGUGUUUUAAAAUCUGUCACCAAAUUGCCUCAUUCAAAGGGGAAUCCUACUGUACCACUACUUUAAAACACACACACCAAAUAACGACAGAAUCCCUAGUUUGAUCCCAGCAGGAGAACUUUGUUGCAGUUGCUAAUGCCCCAUUUAAUUACCCGGGUUUAAUUACUUAACGAUGAACUUUGGCUGACAUGAGGCAUCCAUGUUCGUUUGGCUUUCAGGCACUUUCUGUAUAAUUAAGGGGCCAAGUCAGAUAUAUCAAAAUCAGUCCUAAUUACCAAUCGAAGUGUGUGUGUGUGUGGGAGAUGUCUGUUAAAACACCCAAAGAGUGCUAAGAAGUCUAAUCAGGCAACAUGAGUGAAAAUACCCGUGUGGGUGGAGUAUGGGUAUGUGUGGGGGCUCUAACGAGGGUAGUAGCAGCAAAGGUACCCUCAGUGGCACAAAGAUUGUUUGAUCGACUGUGAGUCGACGGUGGCAGCCUGUGUGAGUGUUGAUUUGAAGUCAGCCUGUGUAUGAACUUGUUUUAUAUAACCCCCCCCUCAAAACACAACACACACAUAUGGACAGACGCAGACACACACCCUUUCGUAUCCUCCUCUCUGUUUCAAUGGCUACGCGAUGGCUAUGAAGAGUUUCAUUCUAAAAUAAGUUGGAAUGACGCAACCCAGAACGAUCUUUGGCAUGAUGAUGAUGAAGCACAUUCGGUCGUCGAAGUCAUUCAGAAAAGAUACUAGACCUACUGUUGCCGAUGUUGGUGGGAUACCUGUUGCUGUGUGUGUAUGUGUGUAUGCGAAUACAUAAACAAGGUGUGUAUAAACAGAUGUACAGGUUUGGCCGUCGUUUAUAAACCACAGAGAUAAAAUGCGUUCCCGUUCUUACUCCAGCUAAAGCUAUCAUGCUACUCUGCUUGUGAAAUAAGCUCGCAGCACAUUGUCUCCCAUCUAGCCACAUACCGUAUGUAUCUAGCUACAUACUGUACUUGUCGUAGUGUUAUGCAGAGCGUGUAGACAAAGUGACACACAAACACACACACAUAUACAUCAAUGCAUGUCUGCGGGGGAACCGAGAUUGAUUUCUUUCUCUUUUUUUUUUUUUCCUCAAAGAAUGUUUGGUCCAAACUUUCUGUGAUCAAUGCACUUGUUUUUUUUUCCCUCUCUCUUCUUUGUUUUGAAAUAUUAAUCAAUAUGAACUAGAACGAGAAUUACAAAGCUGACGUUAUAAACAUACAAAUGAAAUUCUAUGUAUUUGUUAAAGUAGUUGGAGGCGCUCGCCUCUGUAUACAGUUAUACAUAGAAAGCUUUAUGUGUAUAUAGCUGCAUCUUUUCUUGUCUGUCCUGGAUGAUUCUUGUGCUAUUGUGUUACAAAACUGAUGUGACACCAGGGGGGAAACUGCAGUACAUUGACCUUCUUGCCCUUUGUCCCUUUUCUUCUUCUCUGAACCCCCCUACCCCCAAUCCCCUUUAGUCCCCCACAUCCUACCUUCCCAACUUUUUGCCCCCAUAGUGUGAAGCAUUGUAAGCGUUUUGAGCUUUGUAAAGGUCUUUUUUUAAAUACUUAUUUUGUGCAUAAUGUAAAACCUGAAAGUGUGUACUUUGGCAAAAAAAAAAAAUGUUUUGUGUCUGAAAUCAUAGCUUCAUUGAAACAACAAAAAAAAGAAACUAUAAAAAAAAGUACAACAAACAUUUACUAUAAAUAAUAUGAAAUGUUCUGCAGUAAGGAAGGACUUCUGGUGCCUUACAAAUAAAGUCAAUCAAAUCAUAAA
Larimichthys crocea (large yellow croaker) is the source of this 5432-nucleotide messenger RNA. It is a transcript of the gene tle5, whose product is annotated as TLE family member 5, transcriptional modulator. Gene Ontology annotation, biological process: regulation of DNA-templated transcription; negative regulation of canonical Wnt signaling pathway. NCBI's taxonomy places the organism in Eukaryota, Metazoa, Chordata, Actinopteri, Sciaenidae. The record is from RefSeq and is a predicted model, not a curated record. The transcript has 7 exons. Bases 1300 to 1887 code for a protein of 195 amino acids. Gene Ontology annotation, cellular component: transcription regulator complex; nucleus. Gene Ontology annotation, molecular function: protein binding; transcription corepressor activity.